Messenger RNA from Athalia rosae (coleseed sawfly), 4231 nucleotides. It is a transcript of the gene Set8, whose product is annotated as histone-lysine N-methyltransferase PR-Set7. The transcript has 3 exons. The record is from RefSeq and is a predicted model, not a curated record. The coding region runs from base 352 to 1032 and encodes 226 amino acids. Gene Ontology annotation, molecular function: histone H4K20 methyltransferase activity; protein binding. Lineage: Eukaryota; Metazoa; Arthropoda; Insecta; Hymenoptera; Athaliidae.
ACGUAACGACUGGUAGCGACUGAGAGCAACAGAGAGCAACAGAGAGCAAAGGAGGAGGUCCUCCUUUGGUUAUCAAUUUUAUUAUUUACGUUAAUGUUUACAAUGUUUCACUAGUUGAAAAUUAAUAAUUUUCCGUCUCCGUGGAUCAAUUAACCACCGGUGACGGUUUGUGGUCAGAAUUUUGUUUUCUUAAGGUGGAAAGCGACGUCAAGAUUGAAAAAAUUUGAAAAUAAUGCCAACAAAUCACUUAGUCGUCGACGCUACCAAUAUUUACAAACAUUUAAAGUUCUGUUACGUUGAAAUAUACUCACAAUAGGAAUCGUCUCACCUGCAUCAAGACCAAUCAUCGACAUGGUAAAAGCAUAUACAACCGUAAGGGCUCCCAGUGCGGCAUUUACCAAUAUGCAAAAUUCAAGCAAAAAGGCACCAAAGAAGGGACGUAAAAAAUUGAUCUCUAAUAUCAUUGGCAAUCAAGAUCCACUUAAAAAAGCUAUCGAUCAGACAAAUCAUAAAUUAACUGAAUAUUUUCCUGUUAGAAGAAGUGUUCGUAAAUGUAAAAAGACUGUUUUGGAAGAGCAGCAACGAGACUUAGAGAAUAAAGUACUGUGUCAGGUAGAAGAUGGGUUGAAGAUUAAACAUUUUGUGGGAAAAGGUAGAGGAGUUGUUACAACCAGAGAAUUUCAUAAAGGGGAGUUUGUUGUCGAGUAUAUCGGCGAGUUGAUUGACCAAACUGAAGCUAGAAAAAGAGAAGCAGAGUAUGCUAGAGAUCAGAAUGCGGGUUGUUACAUGUACUACUUCAAACAUCGUAAUCAUCAGUAUUGCGUUGAUGCAACGGCAGAAUCAGACAAAUUAGGUAGGUUAGUUAAUCAUUCUCGCAACGGAAACCUGAUUGCCGGUGUGGUGGAAGUUGGAUCUGUGCCACAUUUAGUUCUUACUGCAAAAGAAAGCCUACCCAGUGGUGUGGAAGUGACCUAUGAUUAUGGCGAUCGUAGUCGAGAAUCCAUUCGCAAUCAUCCAUGGCUGGCAUCGUAACGAGAAAUUCCAUCAUUGCUUGAUAAGUAAAAUUAGUCGAAGUAAUUAUUAACCUGUGAGCGUAUUUGCAGUUCUAAGUUAUUGUUUUAAUUAAUGUAAUUGAAACGGGUUUGUCCAAAAAACUGUCUCAGAGACAAAGAUUGCAGAGAUAUCUAAGUAUAUCUUCUAACCACUGAUUCAUCAUCAUAUUGUACACUUAACUUUGACUCCUAAUUCGUCAAACUCGCAAAACAUUUUUGAAUCUGUCUUGUAUGUUCAGUUUAAUGACGAUCAUACGUGCGUGAAAGAUAGAUCAUUCGUCUGUUUACAAACGGAUUCUAAUUGUGAACAUUGACAACCAAAAUUUUGUUCAAUUUUUGUUAGAAUUUCCUUCUUUUUUAUUCUGAGUUUUUACUUCUCUUUCAUGUCUUACAUAUGGCUAUUCAUCACCACACAUGUCUGAACGAUUAUUUAUUGCAUUUUUGUUUAUUUAAAGAUUCUUAUCUAUCCAUGUAUCAAUAUAGUACCAUUAAUGAUAUUAUUUACGCGUACAUCUUGUUACUACAUAUUGCGAUUAGUUUACUAUUUGUAUAUGCCUUUUAUUUCUAGCAAUUUCGUAAUUCACUGUCGCAAUAUUUGAUUUCAUUACGACUAUAUUUUAACAAGAAUAAAUGAUGUAUCAACAAUUCAUAGGAAUAGAGCGCUUUAUAAAUCAAUAACAAUAGGUCAACCUAUGAUUAUUUUUGUGAGAUUCACAUACAAACUGAUUCAUUCUAAGGUUCCAAUUCUGCUUCUAAUAUACAAGGGUAUAAACAAUAUCACCUAACCAAAUGACCUAUCAUUUUAAUCUUGAAAGUGUGAUCAAUUGUGGAGUUGAUGAAUAUGUUUCAAACCAAAUGCUGUCAAUUAGUAGUUGUGUUAUACGCUACUGUUUAUUACUUUUGAGUUGCAAUAAUUCUGGCUGAAAUCCCUGAGAAUAGGUAGAUGAAAACUGAGUUCAGAGUGUUUUAAAUAGAUGUCAUACAGACGUCAAUUUUAUAGGUCUGCUUCAUAAGCUUGCUUAUUUAUCCAUGUUUGACUGAGCUCCAACUAUCCUCUAUAUCAAAUUCGGGCUCUAUAAAAUUCAAUGAUCUACAAAUUAUGUAAUUGACGCAACACAACAGCAAUGUAAAGAAAAUAAAUUAUUAACAGCUCGACACGUGAGUAGAGGACUAUUUUGUUUUUUAAUUUUGUCUGACAGAGAGAGCUAUUCACUCGUACAAAAUUUCUGUACAAUUUCCAAAUCAGCCAUGUAUAUCCAGAGGGUCGGUAUCAAAUCAAACCGUACUUUUUUGUUAUUCUUCCAAACGUGUGAUAAAGGCGUAUUUUGUAAUUGCUGACUACGGGUUUGCUAUCUCUGAUUGAUAAAUUUAGAUUCAUAUAGGAGAGUCUACACAGUUCCUGCAAAUACUAUAAUAAGUAAAGUAGUAUAAUUGCGGGAAUUGCCCUGACUGUGCUGUGAGAUCCAAAAUUCGUUUAAAAAGAGAAUGUGUCAGCAACUACUAAAAACAGGUUUCUAAUAUGACUGUUGUUUUCAGAGACAUAUUAGCAUUUGUAUGGAUAGUUUAAUUAAACUUUAUAAAGCUUCUCAUAACAUUAUUUUUUCUAGGUGAAUCGUAAUCAUUAGCUUAGUAUACAAACGUGUAUUUUUUAACAUCUAAAAAUUUGACUACUGAACUGCCCAUUGUGUUGAAAUUAUAUUUACCAAAAAAUGUAAUAAUCCACUAUCAAAUUGUAGAUAUAACCAAUCGCAUCGAAAUUCUUAUUAUCAAUCUGGCCGAACAAAUAGAACAUAACUCAUUAUUGAUUUCUUAACUAUAGAAAAUUUCAUCACCUCUUCCUGUCUUAAUACAAUAAUCAGUUUUUGUUUGGUAUUGGCCCAUCAAAUAAAUCUAAAUCUAGUGAAUAAUAUAUCAUUUUCAUCACAAUUAGUGGUGUAUAGUAUUAAUAAGUUGGCUAUAUGUGUAUUCAUUUAGGAUAAUUUAAAUUUACCAGUAAUUAUCGCAGUAAUACUAUAUGUUCGUGUAAUUACAAAAAUAUCCACCUUUUUUCGUUUUGUGUUCAUCACAGAAAAAGUUAAUUCUUAGUUGGAACAAGUUCUCCUGUAAGGCAAAUACACUCUAGCUAAUUUGCAUGGAAAACUUAACAGGGAAUUCUCUGUCCUAUUUAAUCGACUCUUUUCCUGCAAGCAUGGGUCUUUUGUGUCAGCUUGAUUUCUAUCCAUGAAAGUUAUUUAUUAUUUCACAAUAAUCAAAUUAUAGACAUCUUUCACAAGUUUUAAAGGAUACUCAUUGAUUUUGUUUGGAAUAUUUUAUAAUUACUAAAGAUUAAAUAAUUUUUGGACACAAAGAACUCAUGUUUAGAAAGAUUAGAUGUGAAAGGGCUCUGACCACUUCUAACUCUUUUCCACUUACGAAUAUUGAAAAACGAAAGUGGAGCUCAGGUUGCUCAAAAUCACAAUACUGAAAUCAUUUCUUUUACUCUUCUGAAUAUUCCUCAAUUGGGCCAAUUGACAAUAGCUUCUACAGGGCAUAAUAUCGUACAUAAUUGUAUGCUGUGAAAUAAUGUAUGUAGAUUUAGUCUAGUAUGCAUUCAACUGUUGAAGUCAGAGAAAAUUUUGUUGUUAAAAUUAGUAGCAAACAAGAAAAUAAAUCGUUAGUUAGAUAGGAAAAGAUUUAGUAUUGUUACCACUUAUUCUCCUUGGUUUGUAAACCUUAUCAUUUUCUACGGAAUUACAUCCUGCAGAAGUUUUUUUUUUGGUAGCCCCACUCAAAGAAUAUUCAUAUCACUACAAGUCAGUAACUUCCCCAUGAUGAUUAAAUCGAAAAAUUAAAUGGACGUUUUUCCUGAUCUCCUCAGUAUCCAUCCAUAUUAUGGUAUUGCAAACAUUGAUGAAAAUCGUUUAAAAUUUGAUUCCAACAUAUUUAUAGUACUUUUAAUUCCCAUCAUCCGAUUAAGUCCACUUAUAAAGUAUAAUAAACCCAUAAGGUGUAAAUUUUCGAUCAAUGAUGCUUUGGUGGGAUACUUUGGUGGAAUUUAGUCAAUCAUUUAAUUAUGCCAAUGAUAUACACUUUUGGAAGAAAAUUGUGUUUGUAAAUAAGCAAAAUGUUAUAAUCUUAUCAAAAUUCUGUAAUAUUUCUGGAAGUCUUAUGCCUUAUAAUAAAUGCAAGAAGAUUAUGUA